Dimorphilus gyrociliatus is the source of this 2750-nucleotide messenger RNA. NCBI's taxonomy places the organism in Eukaryota, Metazoa, Annelida, Polychaeta, Dinophilidae. The record is from the annotation of a GenBank genome assembly.
GUCACUAAAAUGGCGGUCGACUCAAGAGACGGAUAAUCUUGUUGAAUAUUUUGCUAUAAAGUUGAUUCAGAUUGUUUGCUAUGAGUGAGACGGAAAAGGAUCCUUUGAGAAAGUCAUCGGCCGAUAUAUGCAGUGACACUACUCAAGAAACAUUUUAUAAUUUCGUCAGGAAAUUAGGUAGAGGUGCGUUCGGCGAAGCAAACCUAUACAGAAAAACCGAGGAUAAUAUGCUCGUAGUCUGGAAAGAGAUUGAUCUAAGUAACUUAAGCGAAAAACAACGUAGUGAAGCACAGAAUGAAAUUGAAAUAUUGUCUCGUUUUAAUCAUCCGUCCAUAGUAUCAUAUUACAAUCACUUUUUAGAUGGUAAUAACUUAUUAAUUGAAAUGGAAUAUGCAGACGGUGGAAAUUUACACCAAAAGAUUGCUUCUCGUUCUACUCCUUUCCUAGAAGAAGAGGUUUUAUGGUAUUUUUAUCAAGUAGCAUCCGCAAUAAAGUAUAUUCAUUCCUGUUUUAUUAUACAUAGAGACAUAAAAACACUUAAUUUAUUCGUAACAAGAACUGGUCUAGUCAAAUGUGGAGAUUUUGGUAUUUCAAAAAUGUUAGAAAACACUAAAGCAGUGGCAAAUACAUAUAUUGGUACACCUUACUAUAUGAGUCCAGAAUUAAUAAGGGGAGACCCGUAUAGUUUUAAGAGUGAUGUUUGGGCAAUGGGUUGUGUUCUUUACGAGUUAAUUUCGUUGAAAAAAGUAUUUGAUGCAACGAACGCUCUAAGAUUAGCAAAUAAUAUCGUUCAUGGAGAUUUCGAUAAAAUUGAUCAAAAAUAUUCAUCUAAUCUGGAACAGCUACUGUACGAGAUGCUAGAGAAAGAUCCGGCAAAAAGGCCAAAUAGCACAGAAGUUAUGAAGUUUUCUAUUAUCUGCUCAAUCAGUGAGAAAAUGGAAACAAAAAUUACAGAAUUAAAUUCUAAUAGAAGUAGAAUAAGGGAAACUGGCGUGGUCCCUGUUGUAUGCUCCACUACCAGUGAUGUUUACAUUUGGGGAUCGGGGCGCUAUACGCCAAAAAAAUUAGAUAUUUUUAGUAAAAAGACUGCAGUUCAAGUAUCAUGUGGUGUCAAUCAUUUUGCUGUAGUAACCGUUGACAAAGAGCUAUAUACUUGGUGUAGUGCUCAAAAAUCAACAAUAAGUGGGGAGCUUGGCCAUAAAGACACUGCCGCUUAUAAGGGACCGAAAAAAGUAGAAAGUUUUGAAGGAAUUCACGUAAAACAGGCAUCAUGCGGUGAACAAUUUACAGUUUGCUGCACGGAUGAUGGCCAAGUUUAUGCAAGUGGUUCAAAUUACUAUGGUUGUCUGGGGUUAGAUGAGAACGUAGACGAAGCAUAUGAAUUUACGCCUAUUACUGCUUUGGCACAGUUUCAAGUAAGUCAAGUCUCAUGUGGAGAAAGUCAUGUCGUCGCUUUGAUGGAAGAUAAUCAAGUUUAUUCGUGGGGGUGUGGGGAGUUCGGUAGACUGGGUCUUGGGAACGAGGAUGAUUAUUUUCUACCACAAAAAGUCGAAGUUACAGGGGAAUUUCGAUUAGUUCAAUGUGGUAUUGAUUGCACAUUCUUGGUAGAGAAUAAUGGUAGAGUUUUAGCGACAGGAAAUAAUGAACACAAUAAGCUUGGUUUUAACUGUUCAACAUCAGGCCUUGUAUCCAAGCAACUGGUUAGCUACGAUCCACCAUGCAAACUUACUUUCUUUACUAUUAAGCCUUUAACAAGAUAUCAUAUUGUUAGCGUUUCGUCUGGAAAAACUCAUUCAGGAGUUGUGGACGUAUAUGGCCGUCUAAUUACUUUCGGUAGUAAUAAAUAUGGUCAACUCGGUGUCGGAGAUUUUAAAAAAAGAAAGGGAGUAACAGUUGUUCAUGGCCCACUAUCGGGAAAAAGAGUGACCAAAGUUUCAUGCGGUGAUAGAUUCACUGUCAUUGCAACAGCUGAAAACCAAAUUUAUGGAUGUGGUUAUGGAGAAAACGGUCGAUUGGGGACGAAUGUUGAAGUCGGUCGUGGACCCAAUAACGAAUGUAUAUCACUUCCCAGACCAAUUUUUGGGUCAUUACAUGCAGUUUCAGACUUGACAAGUUGCAAUUGGCAUACAAUUUUAGUGGCAGAGAAAGUUCUCGCUCAGAAAACAAUUCAAUCUUCCAAUAAUUCCAUCAAAAGCAAAUAUGACUCGCAAAUGAGCUAUGACACUGAAUUGUCAAGUGAAUUUCCAGGCGAGUCUGUCAAUGAUAGUCAAAAUACAGCCGAAGAUUCAAUUAGAACCUGGCUAAGAGAUGAACUUGAAAAUGCAGACUUCAUUCCAUUCAAUCAAGCCAAUGUUCAGUUUGAGGUCAAGGAAGAAAAUGGAGAAGUCGUUGAAGCAAUAGUUGAAAAAGAGGAGAAUGUUGAAAGCAAAAUUAAACGACUUGAAGAAGAGAAUGAGAAAUUAGAAGGAGAGAAAGCAAAAUUACUCGAAGAAAUAACACACUACAAAGCUAUAGUUGAACAGCAGGCAGAAAUAAUAAAAAAUCUAAAUAGUAAGAGAAAUUAUAACUGUAAAAAUGCCAACAUGCAGCGGGUGGAUUUUGAAGAUAGACUGAACGGUAUCUGGAAAGCUAUAGAAGAAUGGCAAGACGAGUGUUCAUUGUUGGAAUGUAUAAAUAUCAAAAGAAAGCUAGCAGAUUCAAAUGAAGUUUAUAGCCCAAAGCAGUGUGCUUAUUUUGAAGAGGACGUUUGA